This is a messenger RNA of Glycine soja, 408 nucleotides long. RefSeq lists its product as uncharacterized. The coding region runs from base 1 to 408 and encodes 135 amino acids. The record is from RefSeq and is a predicted model, not a curated record. The transcript has a single exon. Lineage: Eukaryota; Viridiplantae; Streptophyta; Magnoliopsida; Fabales; Fabaceae.
AUGUGUCCUCCUCCGUCAAACGUCAACACUAAAGGUGCACCGAAGAAACCAAUGCACAGAAGCCAAAGAUCCACGAAGCGUGAUCUGUCUUAUUGGGAGUAUGUUGAUACUUUUCAUUCUGUUCAGAGCAGCAACUCUUCAGUGAAACAUAGUGCAUCAUCUUUUCCUGACUCGCCAAAGCCACCGAAGCCAACAAGGAUCAUCCCGAUGUUGGAUCAAUUUGAGUCAUUUAUACAGGGUUUCAUUGACGACAUUGUGGAUGUCAAAGUGGACGGUAAAUGUGGAUAUCAGUCCAUUGCCGGUUUAUUAGGUAUGGGUGAAGAUUCUUGGUCGUUGGUGCGCCACGAAUUGAUGAAAGAACUUGGCAAAUGGUCGGAUGACUACAUCAAGCUCUUCGGUGGCACAUAG